AUGUGCCAGGUUCUUCUCGCAAUUCUCGCUUUGUUCCUCCCGCCAAUUGCGGUUCUUCUCGAUGUAGGAUGCAAUUGUGAUCUGUGCAUCAACAUUCUCCUCACCUGCCUUGGAAUCAUUCCGGGAAUCAUUCACGCGUGGUACAUCAUCCUCUGCAAGGAGAAGAGUGUCGUUCAGAACAUAUAUGUUCAAACGAGCAAUCAUGGAACUGCCCCGCCAGCAUACUCCGCCUGA
Molecule: messenger RNA, 234 nt
Organism: Caenorhabditis briggsae
Lineage: Eukaryota; Metazoa; Nematoda; Chromadorea; Rhabditida; Rhabditidae
Exons: 3
Coding region: 1-234 (77 amino acids)
Cellular component (GO): membrane
Source: RefSeq, a predicted model, not a curated record